Molecule: messenger RNA, 582 nt
Organism: Sphenostylis stenocarpa
Lineage: Eukaryota; Viridiplantae; Streptophyta; Magnoliopsida; Fabales; Fabaceae
Source: the annotation of a GenBank genome assembly
AUGAGUUUGACGGCAUCAGAGAUAGCCAAGAAGCUGAAUCUGGAACCUCACCCAGAAGGUGGCUUCUACGUCGAAACAUUCCGAGACCAUUCCAUCCAUCUUUCCACUUCACAGCUCCCCCUCGAAUACAAAGUCGAUCGCCCUGUCUCCACCUCCAUCUAUUUCCUUGUUCCCUCUGGAAGCGUUUCCCGCCUCCAUCGCAUUCCCUGUGCCGAAACCUGGCAUCAUUACAUCGGCGACCCUCUCACCGUUGUGGAAUUGAGUGAGAAAGAUGGGAGUGUGAAGUUCACUUGCCUUGGAUCCGAUCUCACUGGGAAUCAGGUGCCGCAGUACACCGUCCCUCCCAACGUCUGGUUUGGCUCUUUUCCCACCAACGAUUAUACCUUCUCCACCGAUGGGGUCUUCCAAUCUGCUGCUGAUGCUGCUGCUCCCAGAGAUAGUGAGAGGAACUACACUCUUGUCGGAUGCACGUGUGCACCUGCGUUUCAGUACCAGGACUUCGAGCUCGCUAAACCUUCUUACCUCCUCGCUCGCUUCCCCCAAUUGGAGCCUCUCGUCACUGCUCUCACGUUCCCCGAGUGA